Messenger RNA from Zootoca vivipara (common lizard), 4840 nucleotides. It is a transcript of the gene NOCT, whose product is annotated as nocturnin. Gene Ontology annotation, biological process: circadian rhythm. Gene Ontology annotation, molecular function: poly(A)-specific ribonuclease activity. The record is from RefSeq and is a predicted model, not a curated record. NCBI's taxonomy places the organism in Eukaryota, Metazoa, Chordata, Lepidosauria, Squamata, Lacertidae.
CCUCAUUCGGGGCUCGUUUGCCCGGUUCUCCGGUUGUCCUCGCCCGGUUCCCCGAGGGCAGCGUUAUUAUGUAUCAGAGCCCCGCUCGGUCCCUGUGCUCGGCGCUCUCCAACCUCUGCUGCGCGCCUUCCUCCGCCACCUCCUCGACGCUGCUGCUCCGGUCUCCGGCUCCAGUCAAGAAAGCCCUUUCCCCCCCUGCCAUCCUUGCCUCUUCCGCCGCCGCCGCCGCCCCUCACUACGGCUGCUCUGCGGCUGUAAGCUCGGGGGCUGCGAAUUCCCAAGCAGUGUAUUCCAUGGGCAACAGUACCAGCAGGCUAUAUAGUGCUCUUGCAAAGACUCUGAGUACUGGUGCUGUCUCCAAACACCAGGAAUACUUGGAACAAACGGAUCCUGACUUCUUGGAUCCCAUUGAUCCCAAGGAUCUGCUUGAAGAAUGCCAGAUGGUUCUUCAGAAACGUCCUGCCCGGUUCCAGAGGGACUUUGUGAACCUGCAGACCAGCUUUUCCAGAAGCCACCGACCUAUUAGGGUCAUGCAGUGGAACAUCCUUGCACAAGCUCUUGGAGAAGGCAAGGACAACUUUAUUCAGUGCCCGAAGGAAGCCCUGAGGUGGGAAGAAAGGAAAUGCCUCAUUUUAGAAGAGAUCCUGGCAUAUCAGCCAGACAUCUUGUGCCUACAGGAAGUGGACCACUACUUUGACACCUUCCAGCCUCUGCUCAGUCGGCUGGGCUACCAAUGUACUUUCUUCCCUAAACCGUGGUCUCCAUGUUUAGACGUGGAAUGUAACAACGGGCCAGACGGCUGUGCCUUAUUCUUCCUCAAGGACAGAUUCACUCUGGUCAACAGCACCAACAUCAGGCUGACCGCGAUGAAGCUGAAAACCAACCAAGUAGCCAUUGCUCAGAUUCUGAAAUGUAACGAAACCGGCAAACUGUUCUGCACUGCUGUGACUCACCUGAAAGCUCGCAACGGCUGGGAACGAUUUAGGUCUGCACAAGGAGCCGAUCUUCUUGAGAACCUGAAGAAGAUCACCCGGGAGGCAGAGGUCCCUCUCAUCAUCUGUGGCGAUUUCAACGCAGAGCCCAGCGAAGAGGUGUACAAGGAAUUCUCAAAUUCUAGCCUGAACCUAAAUAGCGCUUACAAGCUGCUGAGUGCUGACGGACUGUCAGAACCUCCCUAUACGACAUGGAACAUCCGACCCUCUGGAGAGUGCAGGCACACCCUCGAUUACAUCUGGUACUCGCAACAUGCCUUAAAUGUGAAUGCUGCUCUCUGUCUCCUGACUGAGGAGCAAAUUGGACCCAACAGGCUACCGUCUUUCACUUACCCCUCAGACCACCUGUCUUUAGUAUGUGACUUCACAUUUAAUGAAGAUCCCGACAGGCUUUUAUAAAUAGGUGCAAGUAGCUGGAUGUGUGGGUGUGUGGUUGUUUUUUAUAUUUAAAAAGAUGUACUGUUUCUGCAGUGGCCUUUUAAAAUGGGCUUCUGAAGACUUUUGGGGGGGGUUAUUUAUGAACGGAGAACUAAUGGUUUUAUUUUCAACUUUCUUGUCGAAAGACACUUUUGUCAUUAAACACCUUGCUGUGAUAGUAGAAGAAAAAACAAACAAAAAAACAAAAAAACAUACCGUAGCUACUUAAAUUUGAGGCAUGCUUUAUGUUUUUGCCGUCCCCUGGUUUGGAGGACUGAUUCUGUAACAAAUGAAGUUCUUUAUUUGAAGACCUUUGCUAGAGCAGUUCCCUCAGUGUAGCAUGGUUAUUCUGUAUUUGAACGAAGUGGGCCAAAAGGGUAUCACACACAAUGGGGUGUUUUUUCAAUAUUGCAAUUAAAGAUGUGCUGAAUGACCAAACUUUGGUAGUUUAGGACCCGUUACAUUUUGAACAUGUAAAGGACUAUAGCACUGGUGUUAGCUAAUUAAAAUAUUCCUGAACUUGCACUGGAUGAUGUCUCAUUCCUGAGUAAAUUGAGGAAAGACUGAUCAACCUUGGAAGCGCUAUUGAGCUUGCAACCUUUGCUGUGUUGAAGCUGCCCUAUUCAGGGGAGAACGUGCCAAUUUCCUCUCUGCCUCACAGCGAAGUUGUUUGGGAAGAGGUUUCUUUGCAGAACAUUAUGGGCAGCAAGAAAGAGAAUCUGCUGUCAACCCACAAUCACCAAAGCUGGCAAAGCCACAAUAGCAGCUGUAAACCUUAAUCCCUUUUGCAACCCUGAAGGUCUUAUCUUAUGGGAGGGAAUGUGAACAGGGGCAAACCUGUUUCCUCUUAAUGCCAGGUUACCAAGUGGGAAGGCAGCCCUCAAAAGUAGGCAGGAAAUGAGAUGUCCUCUCUUCUCCAUGCAUGAAGGACUGUGGCUCGUCUGCCCAACCCAAGGUCUUUUCCCACCCAUGUUCAAUGCCAGGUUCCCCUUUUUCCCCCUUUCAGGUGCCUGUCUCUUACUUUCCCCUCAUUCUCUUGAACAACUUCCUUUUUGUACUUUCUAUCCUCCGUCUGUGUCCAGAGUAACUUUGUCAACGUUGCAUAGCAACCCUUAGAAUUAGUGCAGGAGUCGGAAUGGUGACCAGAGGCCCUGUGACACAGAUGGACAGUUGAGCCAAUUACAGUUGAAGAUUUUGGACUGCGUCCAGGGGUGGCUUUGCCUGUGUGGAAAGUACUUUUACUGUUGGAAGGCAGGAAACAGAUUUUGUUUGGGGAUCCCUGCUACCCACGCAAGACCCCAAUUUUGAACUAGCAGGUGCCCUUUCCACCAAGGGGUGGAAUCACCUUUGGAUUUUGUUAACAAACCACUACAGCUAACACAAAAUCAUUAGCCCAUUACACAGCCAGUAGUAACAACUUCAGGGUUGACAUGUUGACUUCCAAGUAUGGUAAUUCAUGUAAUUCAUAGUGCUAACUGCCCAAGGCGACCAAAUAUCCAGACCCAAAGGCUCUUUUCAGAGCCACCCACGAGGUUCGUAGAAGAACGAAACCACUAUCGUGAAUAAAUUCAGGUGUUGACUUGGAGAAUUGGCUUGUGAAGACACUGGAAAGACCACACAUGUUUAAGAGGUACUUUAAAAAUAAGAUAUACAUCUCAUAAGCAGGUUUGAUGCUGCCUAACAUCUGCAUCCUGCCAACCUAGCAGUUCGAAAGCACGUCAAAAUGCAAGUAGAUAAAUAGGAACCGCUACAGCGGGAAGGUAAACGGCGUUUCCAUGUGCUGCUCUGGUUUGCCAGAAGCGGCUUUGUCAUGCUGGCCACAUGACCUGGAAGCUAUACGCCGGUUCCCUCGGCCAAUAAUGCGAGAUGAGCGCGCAACCCCAGAGUCGGUCACGACUGGACCUAAUGGUCAGGGGUCCCUUUACCUUUACCUUUAACAUCUGCAUAAGGCUGUUAGCCAGAAAAGAAUGGGUCUUGGCCUGUGUGCAUUUGAUUUUAAAACAGCAAAUUAAAAUCUGCUAUUUGGGAUUUUGCUGAACUGACUCUAGCAAUGGUGUCAAAUAAUUGUUAUGAUGUGUGUUCUCUUUGCCCAGCAGUAAAAAAAAAUCAAGACAUGAACUACUGUUAACAUUGAGUUACUUACAAAAAAGGGGAAAUCCUUCGAGGGAGACUCCAUUAGUAAAGAUACUGCCCUAAUGUAUUGCUUAGUUUCAAGGGAAGGGAAUUCUCCGCUUAGCUCAAGCUUGUCUGUGUAGUUCCGAACCAUGGAUUGUUGAAUGCCUUCAAUUAAAUUUGCAAAAGCAAGAAAACUAGAUUAAAUUAUUUUCCCUGUUAAAAGUAGGAUUGUCCAUGUCUACGCAACUGCUGAAAAGCCACUAAAGUAUUGUAAAUAGUCCCUGCCAGAAGACUUACAAGGAAGAGGGCUGAGAAGAAAACAAGGAAACUUGUAUGUCUUUCUGGCUAUUGAGGAGCGUGCUGUGCUCCGGCUGCCUUGGGCCCAUGAUCGACCCAGAUCAAGCCCAUGAUUGACUGAUCGAUCAGGAUCGAUGGGUUGGACAUGUCUGCUAUGGUACAUAGGUACUUUCAACAAAAAUGCAUUGUACUCCCAAAACAAUUUCCCUUCACAGGUUAUAAAAAAUGCUGCUUGUGUGGUCAAGUGUUGCUGGAAAAACACACAGAAGAAUGGGAAACACCAGAAACCACCUCAAAUGGUCCUUGGUAUCUUUACAUAGUUGCCCAUUACGUUUAAAAUUAUUCUGCCGUAGUUUUCCACUGAUUCCGCCUGCUCACGUUAUGAACUGGCUAUUACGGCUAUACUGAUUCUGUUCCAAUCUGCCUCCAACCCACCCAUUUUUCUUCCCUCCUUUCGCACUUACCGGUAAAUGUUUUGGGCUAACUGUUCCCUCCAUCUCCACAUUAUCCCUACUAAUACAAAACCAAGCCAGUAAACACACAGGCCACAAUGCACAUCUCAGAAGCAAGACACUGUGGAAGCUGUUAUCUCUUGCUACAUUUUUCAUAGCACAAUAAGCUAAGCUCCUCCAUUUCUUGACACUUCUUCAAAUUAUGAAUUUAUACUUUCAGAAUAAUGGAAGAAUGAAACUGCUGUACUGUGUUAUCUGGGUGAACACCAGAGACUUUUAAAAAAAGAGACUAAACUUAAAUUUCAUGUUUGUAUUUCAGUAAAACCUACUUGAAUACACUUUGAAACAAGAGUACAACAAAAUAGAAUAUACUUUAAAUGUUGAAUAUACAAACUAUUAUAGUUCAUUCUGAACACUGGUACUUCCCUCUAACUUUAACUAAAAAAAUGUACAGGCUCUUUUAACUACCUGACAAGAGUUCAUGCCAAGCGUGACCUUUCAAGUGACAGAGUAGAAGCUGAAAUUGAAAUGUAUGCACAGAUGUCGAGGCUAAGUGGGUGACCCAGG